Molecule: messenger RNA, 2498 nt
Organism: Danaus plexippus (monarch butterfly)
Lineage: Eukaryota; Metazoa; Arthropoda; Insecta; Lepidoptera; Nymphalidae
Product: venom allergen 3-like
Exons: 11
Coding region: 197-1312 (371 amino acids)
Source: RefSeq, a predicted model, not a curated record
ACAAUAAAAUUCCAUUGUGCUCUCAAUCAUUUGUGGUGUCGGAGAAUAGACCUAUUUAGUCUCAAAAAGUUAUAAUAUAAAUAAAAAAAAAAUGCACGACAUCUUGUGUUAUUUAUUCUCUUAAAUUAAAUAAAAUAAAAAUCAUAACGAAUCACUUUGAAAAUAAAAAUGUUAUUUAGCGAAAACAUUAUAAACCAUGUCUAUUAAGAUACACAUUUUAAUAAUAAUUUUUAUAGAAGCAAAAUGCUCGAUAGUUUUCGAUGGGCCUCUUCAAAGUGCUCUGAACGUUACGGAUUACUGUCCCGAAAUUGGAGUAUGUAAAGAAGGAAGUCAUGUCAUGUGCACGGAUUAUAAUCCGAACUAUACAAUGGGCCCAACAUGCGCGGGUGUAGAAAAUGCGACUAUGACGGAGGACAAUGCGGCUCUGAUACUAGAUUUGAUCAACAGUAUAAGAAGCAGAGCAGCUCGUGGUCUGGCCAUGGGCUAUGAGAAAGAAUUACUCCCAAGAGCCUAUGGAAUGUACAGAGUCGAAUGGGAUCCAGAAUUGGCCACAUUGGCCCAAGUGUGGGCUAAUCAAUGUGUUUUAGAACGAGACAAUUGUCGAGCAACUAAAAAUUUUCCCGAUCCCGGACAACAGGCUUCGAUAGCUCGCUUUGUAACGGACAAAUGGAUACCGAUAAGUAAAACGAAAGACAAAACUUAUAAUGAAUCAUCUGGUUUUAACUCACACAAGGUGACAUACGGUAUUAAAUCUUGCAUAAGAUCAUGGUACAACACACACGAAGAAAUCGAUUCUGAGAUAAUCAAAGACAAAGCUGGAAAUUGGAAUUACGAAUUACUAAGAAAUCCUUACCUUCAAAUCGUUACUGGUCCACUAACACAUAUGGGUUGCGGCACUUCAGCUUUCACAGAAUAUCGAUAUUUAACAGAAACAACAUACCUUCUCUAUAAUGUAAUCCGUCUGGUUUGCAAUUUUUCUUCAAGAGUUUACGACGAUCGUGGGAUAUAUAACGUCACUGCUCCAACCACAUCAGAGUUCACUCCCCAAUGUGGCUGUCCGCCAGGAUACGACGAGGAUUCCUGGUGUUUGUGCUACAAAAGCGAAAAGAAUAAAACAAAACCUUGUAAAAUUCAUCAUAAUCCCAAGAAAACUUAUGUAGCGGUUGUUCCAAUUUUCACUGUUGAAGAUUAUCCAGGACCUUACCAGAGAUCAAGGCAAGAUUACUUUCCAAAAUAUAUUUUGUUCUUAAAUAUUACAUUACUUUUAAAAUUAUUACAACAAAAGGUUAUAUUGAUAAUAAUUUUAAUUUAAUUUUAGGAUUAACAACACGAAGUCUCUGUCAUUAAAGAAAAUUCGAAAUCAGCACACGAAAAGUAGGCGUUUCAAUACUUAUGGACAAUUUAAUCCUUUCUCAAAUAUUUCAAUUUACGGCUCACCGACCAGAAAAGUUAAGGAUUACGGUGAAAUAGGUAAAACAAGAAAAGAUGUUCCGCCGAGAAAGGACUUUUCUAAGACAAAACAUAUCCUUUUCAACUAUUUAAGUAUGAGAAAAACAAUUAAUUUACGUAACAACACAAUAAAAAACAUAGAAAAUCAGUACAGAAGCUCUUUGCCGAUAAAAAAUAUUAAUAAAAAGAAUAAUAUUGUUGAAAACAAAUUGCAUAAGAAAGAUACAGCUGAAGCUAGCAUCAUGAUGCAACAAAAACGCCCAAGCACUGCUAGCAAAUCAAUACAAGAUGACGGAAAUCUAUUGAGAUUAAUACAUAAAUUAGAAAAUGAAGCUAAACAUAUAAAUUUAAAUGAACAUGAUAGAAAGAUACUGAAUAACGAAAUUCGCGAAUUAUACAACGUCGUCAAAAACACGUAUUAUAUAUUGAGAGACAAUAAAAAAGUUUACAUUGAUAUCGGGACUUCCAAAAGGAAUGAAAUUUUCACUAAUGAUUUGAAAAAUAGAUACUUCAAUAACCAAACUGGAGAUAAUAAGGUUAUUACGAUAAGAGAAUUUCCUACGUCUACAAACAACUUCCAAUAUAGCACUAAUUAUAAAAACUCAUUGCCCGGAAAUGCAUUACGAACACUCACAUAUUACUCUGGUAAACACGUCCACAAAACUAACGAAAAAAUCAAAGACAUGGACGAAAAUUUAGGAAAACAUUCAAAAUCUGAUGGACGAAAAUUAUCGCUGACGAAAAAAAUGUAUUACCAGAAAAGAAUUAAUGACAUAAAAAGGAUACUUACUCUGAAAUAUAAUUAUCAUAAUAAAAGCAGAGUACACCCACUGCAAAUGCGACCUACACUGGAAUCUACCGCUCUGCGAUCAAGAAGAAGUUAUUCAUCACAUAAUAAAAGUAAGUACAUAACUAUUAUCAAUAAGGUGUCUACGCGAAACGGUGCGCUGUACAUUUACUUCCGAUUUGCAUUAAACUAAACACAAACGGAUCGCAGUUUCCCGAUGGUAUACCUACAUAUAUCCCAUAUAGGUACAUAUAUCCUGUAU